GCCAAAAACCUCAUCUUGGCAUUGUGAAAGUGACACACCUUUCUUGACUCACACAAAGGCACCUUUGGAGUCCUAACCUGCCCUGAGUCCUUCCUAAUCAUUUAUCGCUUUCUGUGGCCUUGGUGCAAAGAUCUGAUGACCCAAAAUGGGAGGAGAGUCAAAAGGGCAGGAGUGGGAUGCGGCUGCAUAAGCUGGCAGAGCAGUCCUGGCCUCUCUGGUGCCAGGCUUCCACUCUGCACAGCCCUGACCAUGCUGGUGGCACUGCUUCUGCCCUUCCUGUGUCUCCUGAGCCCGGCUGCCGCUGGGAGGCUGCUGGUGAUCCCCAUGGAGGGCAGCCACUGGCUCAGCAUGAAAAAAGUGCUGAUGGAGCUGAGCAAGAGAGGGCACCAAGUCGUGGUCAUCGCACCGGACAACAAAAUCCUGAUCGAUUCCUCAGAUGUCUACGAACUGAAAACCUACCCUGUGCCAGUGACGAAGGAAGACAUGGAAGAACAGUUACGCUACUUCAGUGCAAGAGUUUUCAGCCAAGAUCCUUUCCUGGUGAGGUUCUGGAAGCGUUUGGAAGAUUACCGGAAGAGCGGGACCACGUUUCAAUCUUCGUGCAAGUCCUUGCUGUAUAACCAAGAGCUGUUGAAGUACAUUGGAGAGGGUCACUUUGAUGCCCUGCUCACGGAUCCAGUGUCGCCGUGUGGGCAGAUCAUUGCCCUGCACUUCUCCAUCCCCAGUGUUUUCUUCCUGCGGAUGGUUCCGUGUGCCCUGGAGGUUCGCGCGGCUCAGGGCCCGGACCCGCCGUCCUACGUCCCACGCAUGUUCUCGGAAAACACCGACCACAUGACCUUCUCCCAGAGGGUCAAGAACUUCCUGAUUGCCCUUUCCGAGUCCUUCAUCUGCAAUAUUGCCUAUUCUCCGUUUGAGGAGCUGGCCUCAGAGUUCCUCCAGAAACCCACAACAAUGACGGAGAUUUUAAGUCAUGGAUCCGUCUGGCUGAGGAGAAUUGACUUUGUCUUUGAGUAUCCCAUGCCUGUCAUGCCCAACAUGGUUUUCAUCGGAGGCAUCCACUGUGAAAAGAACAAGAAGCCCUUAUCUCAGGUCAGUGGGUUGCUGGGAGAGGUUGUGGCAAUCACACACACCUGCAUGGUCCAAGUGAGGUAUUUGAGAGGGAUGUAUCUUAGCUUUUUCUUGGAGGGAGACUGAGGUGUUGGCACAAGGGCAGUGGCUUUAAGCUGCCAGAGGAAAGGAUUAGAGGAGAGAGUGGGAAGAAAUUCUUCCCUGUGAGAGUGGGUAAGCCCCAGGUUGUCCUGAGAAGCUGUGGCUGCCUCGUACCUGGAAGUGUC
Messenger RNA from Haemorhous mexicanus (house finch), 1334 nucleotides. RefSeq names its product UDP-glucuronosyltransferase 1A1-like. Bases 136 to 1194 code for a protein of 352 amino acids. Lineage: Eukaryota; Metazoa; Chordata; Aves; Passeriformes; Fringillidae. The record is from RefSeq and is a predicted model, not a curated record. The transcript has a single exon. Gene Ontology annotation, molecular function: UDP-glycosyltransferase activity.